AUGCCUCGGGCUGCUGCAAAGAAAGAAUGCAUGAGAACUUAUGAGAAUGAAAAGACAAAGUUAAGGGCUUUGCUUAAACAUGUGAAUAAGUAUGGACUUGGGGAGAUUAGGGAUAUUGUUGAUUGUGUUAGAGAUGGUAUAAAAUAUCUGGUAGCAUUAGAGAGUAGGCUAAAACAGUUUAGUGAAAUUGUAAAACAGUUACAAUUGCCCUCAAAGAAACUGAUUUUAGAUGUGCCUACAAGAUGGAACAACACUUAUUUAAUGGUGGAUGCUGCAAUUCAGUUCAAAGAAGUUUUUCCUAGAUAUGGUGAUAGAGAUAGAUGUUUUGAAUGGAUUCCAACUAUUGAAGAGUGGGGGCAAGUUGAACAUGUUUGUCAACUAUUAGCUAUUUUUAAUGAAGUCACCAAUAUUGUAUCUGGAAGUGAUUACCCAACAGCAAACUUAUUUCUUUCUGAAGUUUGGAGAAUGAAUGACAUCUUAGGUAAAAAUAGUAGAGAUGAGAAUGAGUACAUAAAAUCAAUGCCUAGUAAAUCAGAACUAGACAAUUAUUUAGAGGAGAGCAUUUAUAUUUGUGAAGAGGGUUCAGAUGCAAGUUUUGAUGCCUUGGAAUGGUCUGAUUGGGUUAGAGCAUUAUAUGGACUUAAAAGAUUAUCCACAAAUUCUGUUGUCAUGGUGAUUUUGUUCAAGUUUGGGAACUUGUUGACUUCUGACAUGGUGAACUCAGAUUUUGUAUAA
Molecule: messenger RNA, 735 nt
Organism: Carya illinoinensis
Lineage: Eukaryota; Viridiplantae; Streptophyta; Magnoliopsida; Fagales; Juglandaceae
Product: zinc finger BED domain-containing protein RICESLEEPER 2-like
Exons: 5
Coding region: 1-735 (244 amino acids)
Source: RefSeq, a predicted model, not a curated record